Neltuma alba is the source of this 3240-nucleotide messenger RNA. RefSeq names its product probable LRR receptor-like serine/threonine-protein kinase At3g47570. Gene Ontology annotation, molecular function: protein kinase activity; protein binding; ATP binding. The transcript is spliced from 7 exons. The record is from RefSeq and is a predicted model, not a curated record. Gene Ontology annotation, biological process: protein phosphorylation. Bases 1 to 3240 code for a protein of 1079 amino acids. Lineage: Eukaryota; Viridiplantae; Streptophyta; Magnoliopsida; Fabales; Fabaceae.
AUGGGAAAACCUUCCUCCUUUGUCUUCCUCAUCAUCUUGCUUCUUUGCUUGACAGUCACCUUAGCUUCCAUUCAUACAAACAUCAAUACUGACAAAUUUGCACUUCUUAAUCUUAAGUCCUUUAUCACCUCUGAUCCAUAUGAUUUUUUAGUUAAUUGGUCUGUCUCUUCUAGUCCAUGCAGCUGGGCUGGUAUCACAUGCAAUAAUCGGCAUGGAAGGGUCCAUUCUGUGAAUCUUAGCAGCAUGGAACUUAAGGGCACCAUAUCUCCACAACUAGGAAAUCUCUCAUUCCUUGUUGAACUUGAUCUCAAUGAAAACAACUUUCAUGGUCAGAUCCCACAAGACUUGGUUCGAUUACGUCGAUUGAGACUACUCAAUUUGAGCUAUAAUGACUUUCAUGGACAAGUUCCAACAUGGAUAGGAGAUUUAACUAUGCUUGAGCACUUAAGUUUUCAAAAUAACAGUCUCAACGGAUUUAUUCCAUUAUCUCUGUUCAAUCUAUCAAGUCUAAAGCACUUGAAGAAGUUACAACUUUCAAGGAACAAACUUUCAGGAGCAAUUCCCCAAACAGUUUCCAACUUGUCUUCGCUUGAGUUGCUUUGGUUGUCUCAUAAUAAUUUGUCAGGGAGCAUCCCAAAUGAGAUUGGGGAUCUUUCACAACUGAAGAAAUUGUAUCUUGGAAAUAAUGAACUUGCGGGUUCUAUACCAUCUUCAUUAUUUAACAGUUCAAUGCUACAAGACUUCCAACUUGGAGUAAAUAACUUAUCUGGAAGUCUCCCAACAAAUGUGUGUGUUGGGCUUCCAAAGCUACAAAUAUUUUUUGUAGAUGGAAAUGAUUUGUCUGGCAAAAUACCCUCCACUUGGCAUCAAUGCACAGAAUUAUUAAAAUUACAAUUGGGGUAUAACAAAUUCAACGGAGGAAACAUACCAAUUAACAUCGGAAAUCUGACCAACAUCCAGAGGCUAUAUCUUUCCGACAGCAACUUGCAAGGUAAGAUCCUUGAUGUUCACAGCAAUCAAUUAGAGGGAAGCAUUUCACAAUCAAUAAGCAACUGCACAUCUUUAAAAGGAUUAUUUUUGGAUAUUAACUCAUUUACAGGUUUUAUACCCAAGGACAUAGGCAGUCUUGUUAAACUUGAAGUCUUAGAUUUGGGAUCAAAUCAUUUGAGCGGACCUAUUCCUUUCAGUGUAUUCUCCAUUUCAACAUUGAAACACUUACACCUUGGCAAUAACUCCCUCUCUGGUGUUCUCCCAUCAUAUUUAGGGAUUGGCCUUCCCAACUUGGAGCAAUUACUACUGUCUCAAAAUGAGCUGAUUGGACAAAUUCCAAACACCAUAUCAAAUGUUUCUAAGCUCAUUAGGUUAGAUUUAUCAUUGAAUAAAUUUAACGGAGCUAUACCCAAUGUCAUUGGAAAUUUAACAAACUUGUUUGACUUAACUUUGAAUGGGAAUGAUUUGAAUGGGUUGAUUCCAAACACAAUCAGAAACUUACAUAAGCUUCAACGUUUAAGUCUCAGCAACAACAGAUUGCAAGGUGCCAUUAUAGAUGAACUUUGCUUGCUCAAAAGUCUAAGUGAGUUGGAUCUUGCUAACAACAUGUUUUCAGGAGUGGUUCCCAGAUGUCUCGGGAAUACUUCUUUGCGAAACUUGAAUUUUAGCUUCAACAAAUUGAUUUCUCAUAUGCCCUAUUCUCUUUGGAGUCUUAAAGAUAUUUUGAUUUUAGACAUAUCCUCCAAUGCAUUGAGUGGAUCAAUUUCACCAGAGGUAUCAAACUUGGGAGCAAUUAUACUAUUGAACUUGUCAAGAAACCAAAUUUCAAGAAGCAUUCCUGCAACUAUGGGUGGUUUGCAAAACUUGCUAACCCUCUCUUUGGCUCACAACAAAUUACAAGGGUCUAUUCCUAAAUCAUUUAGCAGCAUGAUAAGCAUAGAGUCUAUGGAUCUUUCCCAUAAUUAUUUGUCUGGUGUGAUUCCAAAGUCCUUAGAGUCAUUACUCUAUCUUAAAUACAUCAAUCUUUCCUACAAUUUAUUGGAUGGAGAAAUUCCAAAUGGUGGUCCUUUUCAAAAUUUUACUGCUCAAUCUUUUACGAUGAAUAAAGACCUCUGUGGAAAACCCCAACUACAAGUCCAACCAUGUAGGAGAGGAAACAAGCACAUAUUAAAUAAAGUGAUACUGGUUAUAAAAUGCUUAGUACCUAUCAUGGUUGUCAUUUUGGUUGUUAUAGGAAUUGUCUUUCUAAAGCAUAACAGAGAUGAUGCUAACUAUGCAACGCGAAGGGAUUUAACAAAUUUGGAUGCACCACCUAGGAUAUCUUAUUAUGAGCUUCUACAGGGAACAAAUGGAUAUGAUGAAAGUAAUCUUCUUGGCUCUGGAAGUUUUGGAUCAGUAUACAAAGCAGUUCUAAAUGAAAAGAUUGUUGCUGUCAAAGUAUUUAACAUAGACAUGGAAGAAGCAUUGAGAAGUUUUGAUAUUGAAUGUACUGCCAUGUGCAAUUUACGCCACCGUAAUCUCAUCAAGAUUAUUAGUAGUUGCUCAAAUGAUCAUUUCAAGUCUCUAAUCAUGGAAUUCAUGUCCAAUGGAAGUCUUGAUAGAUGGUUGUACUCUCAUAACUACUAUUUAGAUAUCCUACAAAGAUUGAAUAUAAUGGUUGAUGUGGCAGUUGCAUUAGAGUAUCUUCAACAUGGUACUUCUACUCCGAUUGUUCAUUGUGACAUAAAACCAAGUAAUGUUUUGUUGGAUGAAGAUAUGGUGGCUCAUCUUAGUGAUUUUGGUAUAGCUAAACUAUUAGGUGAAGGACAAUUGGAAACUUACACAAAAACAAUGGCUACAAUUGGCUAUAUGGCACCAGAGUAUGGAUCAAAAGGAGCGGUUUCUUUCAAGGGAGAUGUGUAUAGCUAUGGUAUCAUGCUAAUGGAGAUGUUUACAAGGAAGAAGCCAACUGAUGAACUGUUUGUUGAAGGUCUUGGUUUGAAAGAGUGGGUUAGCAAAUCAACACCACAUUCAAUUAUCAAUAUUCUAGAUGUCAAUUUGCUACGUGAAGGGGAUCCAAAUAUCAACAAUAUAUUACCACAAAUAUCAUCAAUUUUUGAGUUGGCAUUAAGUUGUUGUACUGAAUUACCUGAGGCACGAAUUAUGAUGACAGAUGUUGUGGUCUCAUUGAAAAAGAUAAGAAAGCUCCUAUUGAGCUUGUCAAGAGUCUCACAAGAGGUAGUUGUGAGCAAAGAUGUUUGCAUGGUGUAA